AUUCUAACUUCAGUCCGGCGGACGGUUCCAACCUGUCCAGGUCAGCGCAAGGCAGGUGUCACAGCAGACGUGCCCUAUCCACCGGUCGUUGUUGCCAGCCGCGCUCGGUCGCGUCGGGUCCACCCGUUCAUCGUGGAUUCCCCGAGGUCAUCUCGAGGUCGCGGUGCCGUGAAGAGACGAGGGUGACGGGAGAGCCCGGGAGUAUCGCGCGAGCGAGAGUGUCGUCGAGAGGGUUACGUUAGUCGGAUCGAAUCGGGAAUUUAUGGAACCACCCCAUGGAUAAUAACAUGUCAACUGCCGCCUUCAUGCACCGGUCGGGCGGCUCCUCCAGCGCGUCAAGUGCUGGCACGGGAUCAUCGACCGGUGGAGGUCCUGGGAACCCGGCAGGAGGCGGCAGGAUGGCCGUCAUCGGCGUGACCAGAAACGUACGUCUCAGGCGUCGCGGCAACGCCGGCUUCGGAUUCUCGUUACGGGGCGGACGUGAAUACGCCGCCGGCUUCUACGUCAGCGAUGUCCAGCCAGGUGGCGAAGCUCACAGAAAUGGAUUAAGGGUGGGCGACCAGAUCUUAAGGGUGAACGGUUAUCCGGUGGAGGACGCCGUGCAUCAGGAAGUCGCGCUCCUGGCGAAGAACCAGCAAGUCCUGGUUCUCAAAAUUCGAAGUGUGGGGAUGAUACCAGUAAAGGACAAUCCAAACGAUCCGGUUACCUGGCACAUGGUGCAGCAACAGCAACAGCAGCUGCAGUACAACGAAACUGGUUUAGGCGGUGUGCCGAGUGCAGAAGUUAGAAUUCGGAUUCUCGUCGGCGAGAAAGGCCGUCUCGGAUGCGGCGUUUGCAGAGGCAUCGUGCCUGGUCUUACCGUCCAGGGCACGAGGGAAGGCGGGCCGGCGCGUGCGGCGGGUCUGAAGGCCGGCGACGUAAUAAUCUGGUGUAACGGUCAACGACUCAUCGAUCUGCCGUUCGAGAGGGCCAUCGAGGUGAUGCGCAGUUCGGCAGUCCUCGACCUCGUGGUGCAACGACCCACGCCUCCCAAUCACCUUUACGACUGUCCCGAGCCACUGUGGACGCGCGGCUCCAGCGGUUACGACUCCGAGACGUCCAGCGUGGUGGCCGCGAGCUCGCCCUCCCAGCAUCCGAACAAUCCACCGACGUCACCGCAGCACCAUCACGACGGCAGGAUGCAUCAGCGGUAUCCGCGCGAUGACGCCUGCAACAGAAACGGCAGAAUAUGCUGUCCUCUCGCCUUAUCUACCAGCAGUUGCAGUUCCUCCUCAGAGUGGGCGCACGUAGAUCAGGCACAGGAAUGGUCGCGAAAACCGAAUAACACGACCGUGAUUCGUGUUAAUCAGAGCUCGAACCAGAACCAGAACCAGAAUCACCGGCCGAUCCCGGGCGAACAGUAUCACUUCAACUCGCGGGGCAAUUACGAGGAUGACAUCGACAACGAGCCGCUCUACGAUCCCGUGGCGCCCAGGAUCGAUUAUGAGGUCCACGAUUUCGACGCCAAUCCGCGAGACGAGGCCAAUCGGCGGCUGGCUUAUCGGCGAGAUAACGCGCGGCAGCAGGAUGUGAUUUAUGACGGCCCGGCGGACGAUCUGCCCGCGUACCACGGCUCCAAAGAGAACGGCCAAGCGGUCGGUAAUCGAUUGGCGGACCUGCAACUCAUGCAGAGGCAGAGCGAGGCCGAGAGGAAGACGAUAACGACCGUAGAGGUGCAUCAGUCAGUUUGUCCACCUGCACCCCCGCCGCCGCUUCCUUACAAAUGGCCAGCAGAAACAAAACCGAUGAACGCCAUGGGCAUGCAAAUGGGCAGCACAAUGUCGAUGGGCAGCACCGGCUCGACGGAGACCGAAUCGAGCCUCGAGUCGUCCUGCAGCAAGGACUCCGCAUCAACAUCGUCGUCGCUGUCAACGUCGUCCUGCGAACCGGCGUCCACCAUGUCUUACGGAUCGGCGACCGGCGGCGGGUCCAGCAGCAUAGCGAGCAAAACCACGGAGACUUCAACGGCCGCAUAUGCGACAUCGCGCAAGGAUACCGUCAGGACAUCGCCGAUCGCCAACACCGAUCUGGGCACCGCUAUCACGCAGGAAUUGCAGAGGCGGGCGCAACAGAGGAUGAAUAAUGCCGCUAAAGCGGAAGCACCAAAGGACAAAGCUCCAGACAAUCGUAAACCUCAGAAUCCUGAAGCUCUAAGGUCGCAGGAGCAAAGAGUCACACACGAUAAGCUGAUGGAGGAAUUUAAACGUGCACACCAAAAGAUGUUCAAUUCUGCUCAGCAAAAGGCGCAGUCCUCGGAUCAAAUUUCUGAAAAGGAACAAGAAAAAAGAGUGCUCAAUGAAACGCCGACAGCGACGGCGACAGCGACGACAACGACGGGUCUUUUGGCAUCGCCGCCGGCUCCUCCGCCGCUUCCACUGCCGUCUAAAAACCGAAGCAACGACGAUGCGGUAGAGAUGCAGAGCAUCGAAUCGUUCAAAUUGAAGGAGACGCCGAGCACGGUGCCGAAGCCACCGCCGACGUACUUUCCGGUGACGAGCCCAUCGUCGACCGGUAGCCCGCGUCACAUCGGCGCCAGUAAGAUCGCAAGUGGCAAAGACGUCGCGACGAGUCCAGUCGCGGAGCUCGCGAAAACACCGUCGUCAGUCUCGCCGACCAACAGCGUUCAGCCUUCGAGGCAAUCCGGUGGCAAGGUGGCCAUCAGAAUAGGGGCGUAUGAGGGUGAGACCAAGCAGCCGUCCAGGCUGGAAUUCUUGGCACAGCAAUCAGGUCGCGAAAAGAGCAGCGUCGCCGACGCAGAGACGGCCAACGGUCCGGUCGUCUCUAGGCUGCAGAACGAGCUCGUGGCGACUCUACAGAGGUCAAAUCUUAGAAGAAAGACUGAAGGGGAAAACCAGUUGCCCGUGAAGACUAUUCCCGAGAACGCUGCGACAUCCAGCAACGAUACAACGAAUUCAGAGCCGCACAAACUUCUGCAGGGCAAUGUGGAGAAGCUCGCGUCUGUCCUCAGCAACAAAGUCACCAUCAAAGUGAAUCCGGAGAAUAGUAGUCGAUAAGGAUUCAAUCGAGUUGAAAGAAUAUGAGCGCAGAGGUAUACUAUGUUGAGUCACAUUUUUUCGAAAAUUGAGUUAUUGUUAUCUACUCUAUACUUCAAUGUUUCACCUAAAUGUUUUCAAUGAAAAUAACGAUGUUGAUUGUAUAAAGUUAAGUCACAAUGUGAUAACACAUUCACCAGAUAAAUAGUAUCAUUACAAAAAAAAAGAAAUAAUAUCUAUCAAAAAAUUACCUUUUUUAAAAAAAGGUAAAAAAAAGACGUCAAGUGCACGCUUUUGUCACAACUAAAACAAAACCGUACCUAUUGUUUUACCUUUCAAAAAAAUUGUCGUAUAUAUUAAACCUUCCAAAAACCU
This is a messenger RNA of Linepithema humile (Argentine ant), 3407 nucleotides long. RefSeq names its product protein scribble homolog. Lineage: Eukaryota; Metazoa; Arthropoda; Insecta; Hymenoptera; Formicidae. Gene Ontology annotation, molecular function: protein binding. Gene Ontology annotation, cellular component: cilium; stereocilia ankle link complex; stereocilium tip. The record is from RefSeq and is a predicted model, not a curated record.